UUGUUUCAAGGAUUUGCUGGUACCAGAAGAGUGUUUAAUGCAACCUAUGCAGAUUUCCUCAGCGAUCUCAAUCAUUUUAGUGCACAAAAGUUGCAUGCUAGGGUUAUUGUUUAUUGUGUAAAUAAUAACACAACAGUGUUUGAGAAGAAAGGCUGUUUGUAUACAAUAUGCAAUGCCUGACAGAUUAGUUGUGUACUGAAGAAAAGUUCUCAAAUUUUAUUCUGCUCUCCAAGGGACACAAUGACUUCUUUCAAUGUAAAAUGGGUGCUUAUUGCCAGUGUGAUUUCAAUAAGUUUGGUUGUAGUGUCUGGACAAGCAUGUGUACGAGUUGAGGUUCCAAUGUGUAAAGGACUCAUCAACUAUAAUUUUACACGCCUUCCAAAUAAAUUUGGUCACACAACUCAGUCAGAAGUCUACUGGGCAUUACAGCAAUGGUGGCCUUUUAUGGACAUGGGCUGCUCCCAAAAUUUGCGUCUAAUGAUUUGUGGAUUAUAUUUACCUAAAUGUACAACAGGUUCAACUACAGUCCAAUUACCAUGCCGAGAGACAUGCAGACGUUCCAAAAAUCGUUGUUCACGAGAAAUGCAGCGCCAAAAUUUGCCAUGGUCUAGUCAAUUUCGCUGUUCUCAAUUCCUGCCCAAAAGAUCAGGUAGAUGUGUAGGACCGUUAAAAGAAAAGAAGAAGAAACAAUCUAGACGUCGCCAUGUUUCUUGCCAGAGAAACCAUCUACCAAUGUGUUCUGGUAUUGGGUACAGGUUUGGUUCCUUGCCCAAUAUGUUUCUUCAAUCAAACAUUCGUGAAAUGAAGACGGAGAUGGCCCAAUAUCAGCCUCUGAUUGAUACCAACUGUUCACCACAUUUAAAAUUCUUUCUCUGUGGUGUUUUCAUGCCUUUCUGUUUGAAACAGGAAACAGCAGAAUGUGAGGUGCCUUUUGUUGUACCGUGUAGGGAAGUUUGUGAAAGUGUCCAGACAAGCUGUGGACAGAUCUUUGAAAGACAAAGAGGUGGUCUCCCUUGGCCAGGAAAGUUUCAUUGUCAUAGGUAUCCAUCACGAGAUUCUACCAGAAGUCCAAACGACUGUAGUGUGUCAUGUGUUAUGCCAAACUGAAGUGAACAAUAUUGACUGAUUGACAUGUAUGUAAGAACUGACUUGUAUUAAAUUUUGUCAAUCAUUACAUGUACGUCCUGAAUUUCAAUUGUGAGAAAUCUAAAUUUCAAAGAGAUUUUCUAUUCUACAAGGGUCUGUGGAAAAGAACAAAUUAAUGUUGAUGUCUAUCAAAUUGAAUUAUUUCUUAAAAUUAUUUCAUGGGCGCUGCUGCGCUGCUGCCCAAUUAACAUUCUGUAUCUUUUUUGAAGGUACCAUUUACAUGUACAAGCAAUAAACAGCAUUUAGACCUUU
This is a messenger RNA of Patella vulgata (common limpet), 1398 nucleotides long. Its product is annotated as frizzled-6. The transcript is spliced from 2 exons. NCBI's taxonomy places the organism in Eukaryota, Metazoa, Mollusca, Gastropoda, Patellidae. The coding region runs from base 241 to 1107 and encodes 288 amino acids. Gene Ontology annotation, cellular component: plasma membrane. The record is from RefSeq and is a predicted model, not a curated record. Gene Ontology annotation, molecular function: Wnt receptor activity; Wnt-protein binding. Gene Ontology annotation, biological process: canonical Wnt signaling pathway; non-canonical Wnt signaling pathway.